CUGGGCCGAGCCACGUGGCGCUUUCUGCACACCAUGACCUUGCGGUUUCCCGAGUCUCCCACGCCUGCCGAACGCCAGGCGCUGGCCGACUUUAUGCAUCUCUUCGCGAGGCUCUACCCCUGCGGCGAAUGUGCGGCGCACUUUCAGGCACUCCUCGUCGAGCUGCCGCCACAGACGAGCUCGAGAAAGACGGCGAGUUUGUGGCUGUGUACCGCGCACAAUCGCGUCAAUAGGCGAUUGGGAAAGGAGGAGUUUCCGUGC
Messenger RNA from Tilletiopsis washingtonensis, 261 nucleotides. RefSeq lists its product as hypothetical. Gene Ontology annotation, cellular component: mitochondrion. NCBI's taxonomy places the organism in Eukaryota, Fungi, Basidiomycota, Exobasidiomycetes, Entylomatales. Gene Ontology annotation, molecular function: flavin adenine dinucleotide binding; flavin-dependent sulfhydryl oxidase activity. The record is from RefSeq and is a predicted model, not a curated record. The annotation marks the transcript as partial. The transcript has a single exon.